Sinocyclocheilus grahami is the source of this 1436-nucleotide messenger RNA. Its product is annotated as SPRY domain-containing SOCS box protein 4-like. The coding region runs from base 9 to 740 and encodes 243 amino acids. Gene Ontology annotation, biological process: intracellular signal transduction; proteasome-mediated ubiquitin-dependent protein catabolic process. The record is from RefSeq and is a predicted model, not a curated record. NCBI's taxonomy places the organism in Eukaryota, Metazoa, Chordata, Actinopteri, Cypriniformes, Cyprinidae. Gene Ontology annotation, cellular component: SCF ubiquitin ligase complex. Gene Ontology annotation, molecular function: protein binding. The transcript is spliced from 2 exons.
GGGCCGUGAUGGGGCAGAGGGUGUCGGGUGUGGUGAAAUCUGCGGAUGAGCCGGAGACGAGCGAGCUGGCGUAUCCGCCAGUGUGUGCGUCGCUCCGUAGCCGUGGCGUCCAGUUACCCGCCCGUCUGGAGCUGCUGUUGGACAUGCCGCCGGCGGGCCCGGAAAUCCAGCUUCAGCACGCCUGGAACCCAGACGACCGCUCACUAAACCUCUUCAUCAAAGACGACGACCGGCUCACGUUCCACCGCCACCCGGUGGCCCAAAGCACGGACUGUGUGCGGGGAAAAGUCGGAUUUACCCGUGGUUUGCACGCUUGGACUUUGCGCUGGCCCGUACGGCAGCGCGGCACACAUGCCGUAGUCGGGGUCGCGACUUCUUUGGCUCCCUUGCGAGCCGUCGGAUAUUCCGCCCUAAUCGGCAGCGAUGCCGAAGCCUGGGGUUGGGACUUGGGACGAGGUCGGCUUUACCACGACAGAAAGAGCCGGACUGGCCCGGCGCCGUCGUACCCGGAGUUUAUCGAGGACGAGGAGGACGAAGGGACGUUCUCGGUGCCUGAGGAGAUUCUGGUGGUUCUGGACAUGGACGAGGGAACGCUGGGAUUCUGUCCCGUAGCUGAACCCCUGCCGCUGAUGGAGCUGUGCAGGAGGGCGGCACGACAGGCUCUGGGACGCCACCGAAUCCAUCACAUCCAGUCUCUGCCACUGCCACAGACGCUCAAGAACUACCUGCAGUACCAAUGAGAGACACAAACACACACAGCCAAAAAAUCACCUACGUUCACUGAAAACGCACUCAGAAAUGAUCUGCAGUGCUGUAGAAGCUUUGUGCUGUGCACAGACUUUAAGUGUCGUAGAGACGGACGCUACAGAUUUGAGCAGCCGGACGACGAGUAUCUGGUUUUAUACAUGAUUAUGAGGUGAGUAAUGAGAAGGUGUCUGUAUUUGUGUGUGAGAAUGACUCAAGUCUUCCAUGGAAAUAAUUUUCUUAUGAGCUGAUGAUUUUUGCUUUUUCUUUCACUUUUAUCUAAACACUAAGGACCUAGCUUUCUUGCACAUAAAUCCAACAUAAUUAUAUUAAACUAAUGCAUUUUAUUCCAGACAACAGGUUCUUAUUCUUUCACCAGUUUUAACUAAUACACAUCCGCAGUGCCUGAGAUCUUUUAAAAUCUUUUUCUGUUCAUGUUUAUUAUGAGUUUGCUUUCGUUUGUGUUCAUGACGAAGCUGAUUAAAUCAGUUUUCUGAUGUUUUUAGCGUAUAAACACGCCUUUGAAAUAUGCCACGGCCUCUGUCAAGCAGACUUUUUUACAGAUUUGAUUUUUAUAUGAAAUGGAUGCUUGUCUUUUUCACGAAUCCAACAGAAACCCGCAAGACAGCAGACACGACUUUGUUCAUUCGUGACCUUUGAAAUGUGAAUAAAAAUAAAACUCCAAAGCCAAA